This is a messenger RNA of Polyodon spathula (Mississippi paddlefish), 1226 nucleotides long. RefSeq names its product natterin-3-like. The annotation marks the transcript as partial. The record is from RefSeq and is a predicted model, not a curated record. The transcript has a single exon. Lineage: Eukaryota; Metazoa; Chordata; Actinopteri; Acipenseriformes; Polyodontidae.
UUUAAAAAGCACAAUUAUUUGUUUCUUUUCUUAGAGUGGAGUCUCAACCCCAAUCUCGCAGAAAUCAUUCCACCGCUUGUCCUCGACUCUGCGGUAGAACAUGAAGCCAAGCUUCCGGAGCAGAAUUGGGAGAAGUCGCAUUCUAUUUUCGGUGAUAACAUUAAUCUGAAAUGGGUUAGUUGGAACGGGACACUCCCUAAUGGAGCAAUGUCAAUCUGGAAUGGGUAUGCUGAAAGGAUAGACUAUGUCUGCAAAUUCAACUGUGAAGCUGGUUUUUACAACCCAAGCAAAGGCCCAUACUGUCGGUAUCCAUAUGCUGACAAAGAAUAUAACGCCCCUAAUUUUGAAGUACUGGUCAAUCAGGACCACUUUGAAUUUGUAGAAUGGAUUGAUGGAUCGUAUGGUUCUGUUCCAACAAACGCCAUCAAAACCUGUUCAGGGGUUGGUAUCUAUGUAGGAAAGAAUAAGUAUGGUUUAGGAAAGGUAGUCACUCAAUACGAAGCUUUCUUCCUGCCAUGGGAGGGUGACGAGUACUGGUACAAGAAAUACCAAGUUCUUUCCAUCAAUAGAGAAUCCUACAGCCAGCAUAUAUCCCAUGUUCAGUAUGGAAUAGACCAGAUAGAGCUGUUCCACCACCCUCCUGAAACAUUAAGAUUGUCCUCUGUCACCAACAACGAAUGUCAAACUGUGAAAAAGACAGUCAACUUAGAGAAAAACACUGAAGUUAGGACUAGCUGGGAUAUAGGUCGCUCAACUAUGAAUAGCUCAGCAUCCAGUAUCACUGCAGCAAUACCCCUUAUUGGCAGCGCAUCUGUGGGGUUCACAAAGGAGAAAACUCUUCACUUUUCUGAAGGCACUUCUAUAGUAGAAUCCAUAGGUCACUCAAUCUCCCUGGAAAUAGACAUACCACCCAAUCACUCUUGCACAGUGAAAAUGGAAGCUAAAAAGAUGACCGCAGAUAUUCCCUUCACAGCACGGCUGAGCCGCACGUACAUUAAUGGGGAUACUCACUGGACCACAGUUGUAGGCAAGUAUGAUGGUGUGCAGAUAGGGGAGCUGAAAGCAGUGGUGGAUCGCUGUCAGCCCAUCGCUGAUGCUAAACCAUGUACAAACACUUAAUCAGACUAGCAUCAACAGCUUCUUAAAUAGAACAGGAUAACGUGAAAACCUGUUCUGCUGCCCUUUACACACAUCUUAUGCUAGCAUGAAUCAAUGCCUCAUGUCUA